Molecule: messenger RNA, 1501 nt
Organism: Bradysia coprophila
Lineage: Eukaryota; Metazoa; Arthropoda; Insecta; Diptera; Sciaridae
Product: L-dopachrome tautomerase yellow-f2-like
Cellular component (GO): extracellular region
Source: RefSeq, a predicted model, not a curated record
CAUUAACGUCAAAGGUUUGAAAAAUUUUUGUUGUUUGUGUUCGACUUUUUUCGCAACAUAAUUUUUUGUUGUUUAAAAUUAUGUUUAGAUAUGCUUAAGUAAGCUGUACCCAUCUUCAACUAGAGACUGACCAAAGAAAUGUUAAGCAUUAAUACAACAAUCGAGACUGCAGCUUGUUCUUUGUGUAUGAAAUCAGUCUGUGAUUCUGUGCUAACUAAAUAUGAUUACCGUCGUACUGGUUUUGGGAACGUUAUUGUCAGCCUCAAUGGCUGAAAUUGAAGAAUUCUAUCGAUGGAAGGUCUUAAAUUACACAAAUGUUCCCGACGAUGCAUUCAGUGAUGCCUAUUUCAACAAGUACAUUCCUGAAAGUAAUCUGCCCAAUGGUGCUGUUCACCACAAUGGACGAGUAUUUAUAACAGUGCCCCGACGACGAAUUGGUGUUCUUUCCUCCCUCAAUUAUAUUGAAGUCGAUCACAGGGACAAGGAUGGAAAUGAACCAUUGUUGAAACCAUAUCCAGAUUACGAAACGAACAGAUUGGACUCCCUUGAACCGAAUUCGAAUCGUAUAGUGUCCAUCCUAAGACCAACGGUGGAUGAGUGUGACAGAUUGUGGUUCAUCGAUUCCGGAGUUGUCAGCUCGUACUCAUCAACGCGCCAACGAAUGAAUCAGCCAUCGCUGUGGGUCAUUGAUUUGAAAACCAAUCAAAAAGUGCGUCGUUUUGAAAUUCCGGAUGCCAAUGACAAUGGAUAUGCGAGCAUUACGGUCGACGCGGAAGCAGAAAAUUGCAAUGAUGCUUAUGCCUACGUACCGGAUUUGGUUCGAAGAGUUCUCUCAGUGUACAGUUUUCGAGAGGAUAGGAUGUGGACAUUCAAACACAAUUACUUCUCGUUCGAUCCGCUGCUAGGUGAUCUGAAUGUCAAUGGACUUAAAUUCCAAUGGGAUGAUGGGAUAUUUUCGGUUACACUUGGCACACGGCAAAGGAACGGUUUCCGUACGGCGUACUUCCAUCCAAUGAUUAGCAACAACGAGUUUACUGUGAAUACUCAAGUUCUCCAAAAUCGGUCAAAUUCAUUGCGCGAAUACCACAACGACGAUUUCAAUUUGCUCGGAUACCGUGGUCCGAACAAGCAAUCUACGAAACAUGCCUUUGAUCCAAAAACGGAAAUUAUGGUCUAUGCAGAGAUAGCACGUAAUGGUUUGGGAUGUUGGAAUUCUAAGCUUGAAUUCUCCGAGGCUAACCAUGAUUCGAUGGGUCAAAGUGAUGUGCUAAUGUUUUACCCCACUGAUAUAUCGAUUGACGAGAAUGGUGUGAUGUGGUCGCUAACGAAUUCUUUUCCACGUUGGCUUUACGGUUCACUCAACCAUUCCGAGUAUAAUUUCAGAGUAUGGAGGUCACCCGUACAAGAGGCUAUAGCUGGAACGAAAUGCGACUUACAUCGUGCUACUUAAUUGACAGAAUAAUUUUGUUUACAUUGAAUCGAUUAAAUUUUUUUAAGCAAA